Messenger RNA from Trichomonas vaginalis G3, 243 nucleotides. RefSeq names its product protein of unknown function, DUF4106 family. The transcript has a single exon. The coding region runs from base 1 to 243 and encodes 80 amino acids. NCBI's taxonomy places the organism in Eukaryota, Parabasalia, Trichomonadida, Trichomonadidae. The record is from RefSeq and is a predicted model, not a curated record.
AUGGACACAGACACAGGCAUGCACCAAAACCAGCACAACAACAACCAAAACCAACAGUUCAAAAUCCAGCACAACAACAACCAAAACCAACAGUUCAAAAUCCAGCACAACAACAACCAAAACCAACAGUUCAAAAUCCAGCACAACAACAACCAAAACCAACAGUUCAAAAUCCAACACAACAACCACAAACAGAGCAAGGACAUAAAAGAAGUAGAGAACAAGGAAACCAAGAUUUCUUAA